Struthio camelus australis is the source of this 6259-nucleotide messenger RNA. Lineage: Eukaryota; Metazoa; Chordata; Aves; Struthioniformes; Struthionidae. The record is from RefSeq and is a predicted model, not a curated record.
CAUCCCAAACACACACACAUUUCCCUUGACUUGGAAAGUCACCCAAAGCAGCCCCAAGUGCAGGGCAAAGAGACUUCACCAAGUGAAGGGAACUCAUCAGAUUCACACUGUCUUCACCUGAGACCACCUCCAAAACAAAGAUCCUGACUUCUCUCCUGGCUUUGUACUUUGGAAUGGACCUUGAAACCUGUGACUCCUCAAUGCAAGGAUGAAGUGAAUUUAGAGCUAAAAACCAGGCAAGAAACCAGGCCUUGAAAUCUCCGAAAGCUGAAAGAACUAUAUGCACUGACGCAACCUCAGGAAAACCCACGAUGGCUGCCAAGCGCAAAGGCGGCCUGAAGCUAAACGCGAUCUGUGCCAAGCUCAGCCGCCAGGUGGUCUUCGAUCACGGGGGAGCCGAACAGGCACGCGUGGACAAGGGUCCCCAGCGGGAGAGCAGCAACAAGGACCUGCCGCAGCCAGGGACCAAGGAGCUGGGGACUGAGUUUUCAGAUGGACUCGGCAGGAGCGUGCAGAAGAUCGAGGAGGACAAACGGAGGGAGGUGAUUGAGAAGUGGGUGAACGGGGAAUACGAGGAGCCCUUGCUGGGCCGCGCCGAGGGCAAGGAGUGUAAAGGCGCCGAGAGCGCGGAGGUGCCCCCCGAAGGGGUUUACAUGGUGCAGCCCAAGGGCUGCAGCGACGAGGAGGACAACGGGGACGAGGCAGACGCUCUGCGGGGCUCGCAGGACGGCAGCUUCUUGGAUGACAGGGACUCGGACGGGCCGGCCUCGAAGGACGACACGUACCGCUCCGCCAGCGGCGAGGCGGCCCCCAAGCUGGGCGGAGGAGCCACCUCAGGGGAAGCUUCAUCGCUGCGAGAUUAUGCCGCUACCACCAUGAAUGAAUUCCUGGGCAUGUUCGGCUACGACGAUCAGAACAUGCGGGAUGAGCUGGCCCGCAAGAUCAGCUUUGACAAGCUGAACGCUGCUACCUCAGAGGCCACUGCAGCUGCUGCCUCCCUUCCCGGUGAGGAUGCCAUGAGCAAACGAGCCCGCUUCUCCAAGUAUGAGGAAUACAUCCGCAAGCUCAAAGCUGGAGAGCAGCUCUCUUGGCCUAUGCACUUGGCCAAAUCUGAAGAGUUGGGCUCCAAGCUGGGCAAAGAGGCUUCCUCAGUGCUGGCACAGCCCAUCCGGGUACAAGGUCCAGAUGCCUCCAUGCUGACGGAGGCGAAAGCCACCAUCCUGCCUUUGCCCUCUCCUAGCAGUUCCCAGAUGCAGGGCCUCAUGUCACGGGCCUCCAAGUAUGACUUCUUCAUUCAGAAGCUGAAGACAGGUGAGAGCAUCAGGCCACAAAAUGGCAACACUUACAAGAAGGCCUCCAAGUAUGACCUGGAGAACGUCAAGUACUUGCACCUUUUCAAGCCUGGAGAAGGAAGCCCAGAUAUGGGAGGAGCCAUUGCCUUCAAGACGGGCAAGGUAGGCCGGCCUUCCAAGUACGAUGUGAGGAACAUCCAGAAGCUUACUCCGGUAAAGGCUCCAACACCCAGCCUGGCCCCUGCUCCACUUGCCAGUACCCCGAGCAGUGCUCCUGUGGCCGGGCCAGAGCAGUCCGUCUCAUUGCCAUUCAACACUCCUGAGUACCUGAAAUCAACAUUCUCCAAGACAGACUCCAUCACAACUGGAACAGUCUCUACAGUAAAGAAUGGAUUACCCACUGACAAACCAGCUGUCAGCGAAGAUGUAAAUAUUUACCAGAAAUAUAUUGCCAGGUUCUCUGGCAGUCAGCACUGUGGGCAUAUACACUGUGCAUACCAGUAUCGAGAACAUUACCACUGCCUCGACCCAGAAUGCAACUACCAGAGAUUCACUAGUAAACAGGAUGUGAUUCGGCAUUACAACAUGCACAAGAAACGUGAUAAUUCCCUCCAGCACGGCUUCAUGCGCUUCAGCCCCUUGGAUGACUGUAGCGUGUACUAUCAUGGCUGUCACCUGAAUGGGAAAAGCACACACUACCACUGCAUGCAGGUGGGUUGUAACAAGGUCUACACCAGCACCUCUGAUGUGAUGACCCAUGAGAACUUCCACAAGAAGAACACUCAGCUUAUCAACGAUGGCUUUCAGCGGUUCCGUGCCACGGAGGACUGCGGCACUGUGGAAUGCCAGUUCUAUGGGCAAAAAACCACUCACUUCCAUUGCAGGCGACCUGGGUGUACAUUCACCUUCAAGAACAAGUGUGACAUUGAGAAGCACAAGAGCUACCACAUCAAAGAUGAUGCCUAUGCCAAGGAUGGCUUUAAGAAGUUCUACAAGUAUGAGGAAUGCAAGUACGAGGGCUGUGUCUACAGCAAGGCCACCAACCACUUCCACUGCAUAAGGGCAGGCUGUGGCUUCACCUUCACCUCCACCAGCCAGAUGACCUCCCAUAAACGCAAGCAUGAGCGCCGGCACAUCCGGAGCUCGGGAGUGCUCGGCUUGCCCGCCUCCCUCCUGGGAUCCAAGGAUAAUGAGCAAGAGGAGUCCAGUAAUGACGACCUUAUUGACUUCUCUGCCAUGAGCUCGAAGAACUCUAGCCUGAGUGCCUCCCCCACCAGUCAGCAGUCUUCCGUUUCCCUCAUCGUCCCAGCUGCACCUUCCUCUGCUGCUGAGCUUGCUUCCUCACAGGCCGGCAAGCCUGCCAACAGCAUGACACCAGCCACCAAGAUCUCUGGCCUGCUCUCCCAGGCUCUUCCCAGCAAUAUACCCUUGGCCUUGGCGCUCUCCAACUCGGCGCUUCCCGGAACAGCCGGAUCCUUUUUCCCCAUCAUCCCCAGCCGGGUCUCUACACCACUUCCUGCCAGCUCAGCUAAUCUGAUGACUGCUGGUUCUUCUGGCACCAAUCCACCAUCAUCUGCUCCUACGGAUUCCUCAUCCCAGGCCAUCUCAGGAUCCGGUGACCCAGCAGCUACUACUUCUCCAGCUCCAGCAGCAUCUAUAAUGGAAAGGAUCUCUGCUAGCAAGGGAUUGAUCUCUCCUAUGAUGGCAAGGUUGGCAGCAGCUGCACUCAAGCCCUCUGUGGCACUUGAAGCAGGGAACGGACAACCAACAGCUCCCGGACGGUUCAAUCCAAUUCAGGUGAAGCAGGAGCCUGUAGAAACCAUGGGAUCAUCAUCUACUGCCACUCAGGACUCCUUACAGGAGCACAGCUUGGACCUGAGCGUCAAGGAUCAUGGUAAUGAAUCAAAUGGCCACACAGUCUCGGCAAAUUCAUCUCUUUUAUCCUCGCUUAUGAAUAAGUGUUCCACGGAAGGAGAGGGCAGCCAGGCUGCAGCUGGGGAGCCAACACAAUACUUGGGAAAGGCAGUGAAGGCACUUGUUCAGGAGAAACUCUCUGAGCCAUGGAAGAUGUACCUGCGCCGGUUUGGUACCAAGGAUUUCUGUGAUGCACAGUGCGACUUUCUCCAUAAGGUGCAUUUCCAUUGUGUCGUGGAGGAAUGUGGUGCCCUCUUCAGCACCUUGGAUGGAGCCAUCAAGCACGCCAAUUUUCACUUCCGAACUGAGGGCGGAGCUGUGAAAAGUAACUCCGAGUCUCCCUUCCCAACUACUGCUGAGACUAAGGCUUCAUUAGCCCCAUCGUCACCAUCUGCUACUUCUGUCACCAUGGCGAGUGCUCCUGCCCUUGACGUGCCCACCCCGAGCCCAGCUACUGUGCCGUCUGCCCCCACGCUGCUAGCUUGGAAGCAGCUGGCUUCAACCAUACCCCAGAUGCCUCAGAUCCCAGCAUCAGUGCCUAGCCUGGCAACUUCACCCUUGGCUACGACUUCCCUGGAGAAUGCCAAGCCUCAGGUCAAACCCGGAUUUCUCCAGUUCCAGGAGAAUGAUCCCUGCCUGGCAACGGACUGCAAGUAUGCCAACAAAUUCCACUUCCACUGUCUCUUUGGGAACUGCAAGUAUGUGUGCAAAACCUCUGGCAAAGCAGAAUCCCACUGCCUGGACCACAUCAACCCCAACAACAAUUUGGUGAAUGUGCGAGACCAGUUUGCUUACUAUUCGCUGCAGUGUCUCUGUCCAAACCAGCACUGUGAGUUCAGGAUGCGAGGGCAUUACCAUUGUCUUCGUCCUGGCUGCUACUUUGUGACUAACAUCACCACCAAGCUGCCCUGGCAUGUGAAAAAACAUGAGAAGGCAGAGCGAAGAGCAGCCAAUGGCUUCAAGUACUUCACCAAGCGAGAAGAGUGUGGCAGACUAGGUUGCAAAUAUAACCAGGUGAACAGCCACUUCCACUGCAUUCGAGAGGGCUGCCAGUUCUCUUUCCUGCUCAAGCACCAAAUGACAUCCCACGCCAGGAAGCACAUGAGAAGGAUGCUGGGGAAGAACUUCGACCGUGUUCCUACUCAGGUUAUUGGCCACACUCCAAGAAAUGAAAAUCUCCCCCAUGUUGGCAGCAUGGCACCCAGCCCAGCUUCAUCAGGCACCCCAGCUUCCUUUCAGGGACCCCAGAGCAUGAUGGACACUGAAACAGAUGAGUACAUGGAUUAUACUGGCUGUAGCCCUGGGGGGAUCUCCUCUGAAUCUUCCAAUAUGGACCGCAGCUGCUCCAGCACUCCAGUGGGCAAUGAAAGUACAUCAGCAGGGAAUACCAUCACUAUGCCAACUGCCUCGGGGGCUAAAAAGCGUUUCUGGAUUAUUGAGGACAUGUCCCCGUUUGGCAAGCGCCGUAAGACUGCGUCCUCACGUAAGAUGCUGGAUGAGGGGAUGAUGCUGGAGGGAUUUCGCCGCUAUGACCUCUACGAGGACUGCAAGGACUCCAGCUGCCAGUUCUCUCUCAAGGUUACCCACUACCACUGCACAAGGGAGAAUUGUGGCUACAAGUUCUGCGGCCGUACCCACAUGUACAAGCAUGCCCAGCACCAUGACCGUGUUGACAACCUGGUGCUGGAUGAUUUCAAACGCUUCAAGUCUUCACUGAGUUGCAACUUCCCAGACUGUCAGUUCUCUGGCAAUAGCACACACUUCCACUGUCUGCGCUGUGGCUUCCGCUGCACUGACAGCACCAAGGUGACAGCCCACCGUAAGCAUCAUGGCAAGCAGGACGUCAUCAGUGCUGCUGGCUUCUGCCAGUUCAGCUCAAGCGUGGACUGCGAGGUGCCUGACUGCAAGUACAAACUCAAGUGCUCCCACUUCCAUUGCACCUACCCUGGCUGCAAACACACAGUGGUGGGCAUGUCCCAGAUGGACUCACACAAGCGCAAACACGAGAAGCAGGAGCGGGGGGAGCUGCCUGCCAUCUCUCCUGGUCCUGAGGGCCUUGCCCACUCCACUCUGGAGUAUGACAUCCAGAACUCUUCCAUCAACCUGGAUAGUUCCCUCAACCUCAGCACUGACAACAACAGCUCCCUCUUCUUCCUGCAGAAUGCUGCUGGCGUGGGCCUCAAUGAUUCCCUGGACCUCAGCAAGAAGCAGUCAGAAGUCACUGAAGGUCCAUCACCAAGCAGAGCUGGGACUGCCUCUCAGGACAGGGGGGCAGUGGCAUCUGCCUCUGGUGAUGUGGAGGAUGAGGAUGACUCGUCCCAAGAUGAUGAGGAGGAUGAGGAGGAGGAGAUGAACGAAGAAGAGGAGGAGGAUGAAGAGGAGGAGGAGGAGGACGACGAUGACGAGGAUGAUGAUGAAGAGGAAGACCUGAACACAGAUUCUGAAGAGUCGUUGCCUGACCCUGAGGGCCUGGCCACUAAAGAAGAUGGGGACACGGAGGAGGCUGCUUCUUCCACAGACCAUGGCGAUGCUUCCAGGUCACAGGGCGAGCCAGCCCCAGCCCUUACUCCAGCCCCUGUUCCUACUUCAGCUCCAGCUGCUGCUCCAGCCUCUACCCUUGCUCCAACAACUUCUCCUUAACCUCAGUGACAACAGCAGCAGUGGUUUGGUUUUGCUCUUACAUGGAAUUACUAAGAGGACCCCCAUAUGAGGCAAGAACAAAGAUUGGGAUGGCAAGUGAAAAAAAACAAAAAAAAAACACAACUCCGUGCCACACAGGAGAGAGGAAGGAAGGAAACCCUGCGCCACAGGCCCCAUAAGAGAGACAGGUUCGCAGCAGAACUGGUGCUGCAUCACUUCAUUCUGCAGAUCACAGAAAAUCAGGGCAAGAUGCAGCAAAAAAAACAAAAACAAAAAACCAACCCUUUUUUACAGACACGAACCUUGAGGGUGCUGGCUGCUUUUCCUUGCCUCCUGUUUGGUGCGUGGGGCCUGCACCCAUCUGGGGACCCUUCAUUAUGGGUGGGGUUCUAGCCCCCCAUUUUUCUUUCUGG